This is a messenger RNA of Cryptomeria japonica (Japanese cedar), 791 nucleotides long. RefSeq lists its product as uncharacterized. Gene Ontology annotation, cellular component: mitochondrion. The transcript has 2 exons. The coding region runs from base 57 to 470 and encodes 137 amino acids. The record is from RefSeq and is a predicted model, not a curated record. Lineage: Eukaryota; Viridiplantae; Streptophyta; Pinopsida; Cupressales; Cupressaceae.
AAGAUAGGAGCCCUCUUUCAUCGUCCCCUGCCUAAUUCAUCCUAACGUUAGAGAGCAUGCCCAAUUCGAGCAAUGGUCCAACGGAAACUACAUCACAGGGCCACAAGAGAACAAUGGGGUUCCUUGAAAAUGUGAAGCAGAAAAUAGUUCCCUUGGCUAAUGUCCUAAAGAAGCAGGAGAAUUACAUUAUCCAUGCACUCUUAACGGGUGUCUUUGUUUCCCUGGCUAUAAGGUCAUAUGAUCGGCAGCACCAGAUUGAUGCAAUCGAGGAGGAGAGGGCGUUCUUCGAGAGGGAGAAUAAGGCCCUGAAGAAGAGCAUGUGGACUUUAAAAGAAGGGCUUCUUCAAGAGGCUGCUAAACAGAAUGAUCACGAUCUUAUCUGUAGGCUCAAAGCUAUAUUUGGUCAAACCAGUACCAUCGAGGAAAGGAGACCAGAUUCUACUGUGCCAAAGACAAAAUUUGUUAUUUGAAGCACUCUCAAAGUUUUGAUUGUUUUGGGGAUAUUGGCACUGUUAAAGAUUCUAAUCAUAAACUUCAAGAAUAUCAUCAGGACUAACUUUUUUAAUGCCAAAUGUUGAUGAUUGGCAGAGUUAUUUUGCGUUUAAAGUUCAAUGACAGCUUGACUGGUGUAAUGAUCCAUUGCUUGAAGGACUUAUAUUGUUGCGUGAGAACAGCUUAUAGUUUUGUGGAUUAGAACUACCAUACAAAUAGAUAAUCCGACUGAUUAUAGAUUCUAGGCAGCAUGAACAGUUCUCUUUUUUAUAAUCCAUUUGGCAGCGGUUAUUUGGCUA